Molecule: messenger RNA, 8672 nt
Organism: Rana temporaria (common frog)
Lineage: Eukaryota; Metazoa; Chordata; Amphibia; Anura; Ranidae
Gene: SBNO2
Product: strawberry notch homolog 2
Exons: 32
Coding region: 287-4324 (1345 amino acids)
Biological process (GO): regulation of DNA-templated transcription
Cellular component (GO): nucleus
Molecular function (GO): histone binding; chromatin DNA binding
Source: RefSeq, a predicted model, not a curated record
AGCCGGAAGUUCGUGUAAGAUGGUCACAGGAAGCAGGAAGUAGGGAGCGAAACCUGGAGUAAAUGGCUAGAAGACCGGAAGAAUAAGCAGUAAUAGAAAAAAAGUUGUAAACAAACAAAAAAAUCCCGGUAGAGUGUGUCGAUGAGCGGAGGGCCAUGUUAACGGGGGUUUAGGCUGGCGGCCCAGGCGGAAGAGUUCGUUGUGAGGGGGAACCUCGACGCUACCGUCCCGGAAGUCAGAGACGGCAUCUGUGAUAGACUGACACCAUGCAACCUCGAGGACCCUGAUGCCCUGCACAGUGUCUGUGAUGGAAGGGGGGGGCAGUUACUCACAGCCUGAGCUACAACACGGAGCCAGUGGAAUGUGUUCAACAGCUGCUAUGCAAUACCAACCCAGCCAGUUGGAAAUAGAGGCCCCGGCGCUGGCUGGUACCCAGUGGACACAUUACCCAUAUUCACCUGCUCAUUGCUUGCCCCAUGCUCCUCUCACCAGCUCAGAUUCAUUACAGUUUAAUGGCCCAACAGAAUAUUAUAGUCGGAAUUUCUCAACUCCAUUUUCAAGCUGCUUUACAGAGAGCCAAACGUACAUUCAGGACCCAAUCAAUUUUUUAAAUGACUUUUCCAGCCGCUCUGCCCUGUCUUCCCCGGAUUCACUAUCUGGCAUCACAGACACAGAUGACUUUUUGCCAGCUGACAGUCUUAAUAGUUUACCGACAAUAUGGGAUGUCAACACACCUACUCAGGACACCAGCACAUCACUCUUUCCCACCACUCGUCCAUUUACUGGAUUCAACCGAUUUGAAGACUUUCAAGCUAUAAUCAGAACUCCUCCUCCCGUUCAGCAGCGGGCUCCAAAUCUGGUGGAGGAGGAGGAAGAAGAUGAAGAUGCUGAGGAGCUGGGGCAUGCUGAGACCUAUGCAGAUUACGUGCCUUCUAAGUCUAAAAUCGGCAUACAGCACCCUGAUCGAGUAGUGGAGACUAGCACUUUGUCCAGCGUCCCCCCUCCAGAUGUCACCUAUACUUUGUCUCUCCCCUGUUCUAUUAUUGACAGGGGGUUGCUUUCUGCUUUGCAGCUUGAAGCUAUUGUAUAUGCCUGCCAGCAACAUGAAGUUAUCCUACCUAGCGGACAGAGAGCUGGAUUUCUGAUUGGAGAUGGUGCUGGUGUCGGAAAGGGGCGUACUGUUGCUGGCAUUAUCCUAGAGAACUACCGAAGGGGAAGAAAAAAAGCUCUGUGGUUUAGUGUAUCCAAUGACCUGCGCUGUGAUUCAGAGCGUGAUUUGCGUGAUAUUGAUGCCAGUUGUAUUCCAGUACAUGCCCUCAGCAAGAUCAAAUAUGGAGACACAUCUGCCUCUGAAGGUGUCCUAUUUGCCACGUAUUCAGCACUUAUUGGUGAGAGUCAGGCUGGAGGUCAACACCGUACACGAAUUAAACAAAUACGAGACUGGUGUGGUGAGAAUUUUGAUGGAGUGAUUGUGUUUGAUGAAUGUCACAAAGCCAAGAAUGCCUCCUGCACCAAAAUGGGUCGUGCAGUACUAGAGCUUCAGAACAAUUUACCUUUGGCACGAGUGGUAUAUGCUAGUGCCACGGGUGCAUCCGAGCCCAAGAAUAUGAUCUAUAUGAGUCGGUUGGGUAUCUGGGGAGAGGGCACGUCCUUUAGCACUUUUGAUGAGUUCUUGCACGCUAUUGAGAAAAGGGGUGUGGGUGCCAUGGAGAUAGUUGCCAUGGAUAUGAAAGUGAGCGGCAUGUACAUUGCAAGGCAGCUGAGCUUCACAGGUGUCAACUUCAGAAUUGAGGAAAUCCCCUUAAAUGAAUCUUAUAAACAGAUGUAUAACCGAGCAGCCCUGCUGUGGGCAGAAGCACUGACUGUUUUCCAAACGGCGGCUGAUUGGCUAGGAUUGGAAUCUCGGAAAUCUCUUUGGGCUCAAUUCUGGUCAUCUCAUCAGAGAUUCUUUAAGUACUUGUGUAUAGCCGCUAAAGUUCAGCGGUUGGUUACGUUGGCUCACCAGGAGCUUUCCAAAGGCAAGUGUAUUGUAAUUGGUUUGCAAUCUACCGGGGAGGCUAGAACUCGGGAAGUGAUGGAUGAAAACGAUGGUCAUCUUGACCACUUUGUGUCUGCUGCAGAGGGUGUGUUUAGGUCUUUGAUCAUGAAACACUUUCCUUCAACUAAGAGGAAACGAGAGAAAGGCAUGCUGAAAAGGAAAAAACGAGGAAAACCACGCACUGGAAAGUUUUCACGUUGUGAUCUUGCUGGAUUAUUGCGCAUCAGUGAGGAAAGUAGCUCUGAUUCUGAUGGCGUGCUGGACAGUGACUCUAAUUCCUCCCCUGAGUCCCUACAGGAUAAUGAUGACGUCAUCUUUGUGGAACACACCUUAAAUGGGCUAACAAUACCGGAUCGUGGCCCAGAACAGGUAGAACAAAUGAAGAUGGAUCUUUUGGCCAAGGUGGAAGAACUAGGCAAGGAGCUGCCUCUUAACACUUUGGACAUGCUUAUAGACCAGUUUGGAGGUCCAGAGAAAGUGGCGGAGAUGACUGGUAGGAAGGGUCGUGUGGUUCAUCGCAGUGAUGGCUCGCUCGGUUUUGAUUCUCGGGCUGAGCAGAAUCUAUCCAUAGAUAAUAUCAAUUUAAGGGAAAAGGAACGUUUUAUGAAUGGGAGCAAGCUGGUGGCAAUUAUUUCUGAAGCAUCGAGUUCAGGUAUUUCACUACAAGCUGACCGGCGGGUACCAAAUCAACGCCGACGGGUACACAUGACACUGGAACUGCCGUGGAGUGCUGAUAGAGCUAUACAACAGUUUGGUCGCACUCACCGCUCUAAUCAGGUGUCUGCUCCUGAAUACGUUUUUCUUAUAUCAGAACUUGCUGGAGAGAGGCGGUUUGCUUCUAUUGUGGCCAAAAGACUGGAGAGCUUGGGUGCACUUACUCAUGGGGACCGGAGAGCCACAGAAUCCAGAGAUCUCAGCAAGUACAACUUUGAAAACAAGUAUGGGUCAAGAUCACUGGAACAGAUAUUAUCAGCUAUCCUGAACCAGACACAAAGGGAUGUGCCUCCUCCACAAGGGUACCCAGGAGGCCCUGCUGCUUUCUUCCAGGAUAUGAAGCAGGGUCUACUUUCUGUUGGAAUUUGCUGCAGAGAAACCAAGUACAAUGUCGUUGUUGAUAAAGAGUGUUCAGUGACAAAAUUUUUAAACCGGAUGCUGGGCCUAGAAGUUCACAAACAAAACAGCCUGUUUCAGUUUUUUACAGACACAUUUGACUUUCUCAUUGAAAAGGACAAGAAGGAUGGCAAAUAUGACAUGGGUAUCCUAGAUUUAGCACCUGGAGUUGAUGAAAUAUAUCAAGAGAGUAAAGAAACUUUCCUGACCCCUGGACAUCCACAGGAUGGACAAGUUGUAUUUUACAAAAUCAGCGUGGACCGAGGUUUGAACUGGGAAAAAGCACUGGAAAAAGAAUCGCAGCUUCACGAACCAGAGGAAGGUUUCUAUUUGUCCUACAAGGUUCGUGGUGAAAUGUACUCGGCAGUUCUGGCUGAGCAUAGACAUGGGAAGUCCUAUAACCUCUAUAAACCAAACAUAGGGAAACAGAGCCAUCCAGAAACCUUGGAUAGUCUGCGGAAUAAAUACUACAAGGUUUCUCCAGAAGAGGCUCAGCAUCAUUGGGAAAGUCAGUAUAUAUUUUCUUUGAGCAACUGCAGUCACACAGUGUGGAAUGGGAACUGCAAGAUGGUGCAACAGGGCAAAGAAUGUAUACAAGGGCUUCGUUUACGACAUUAUUACAUGUUGUGUGGGUCUCUGCUACGUGUCUGGAGCCGUAUGGCAUCUGUCAUAUCUGAUAUCACCAGUAGUAGCUACCUACAGAUUGUACGUUUAAAAACCAAGGAUAAGCAUAAACAAGUUGGCAUUCAGAUUCCAGAGCCUUGUGUAUAUAAAGUACGGGAGGAACUGAAACAAAUGGAUAUGAAUGUGAAGAGAAAACAUGAGGAAUCUAAACAGUCUGCUGAGCGUCUUUCAAUGCCCCCCAUGCUGUCUGGACCCUCUGCUUUGGACCUUUCAUUACCUUUUUUCCAUCCACCCUCGCUUUCAGAACAUGAUGUUUUAGACCUGACUUGCAGCCCUCUGCCUUCCAAUAUGCAGGAACAGAGUGGAUAUCAUUUCAGUGACAGUCUUGUGGGUAUCCUCUCCCCCAGUGAAACCCUCCAAAGCCAGCAGUUUAAUGUCCGAGAAAUCAUAGAAGAAAUGCUUCAAAAACUAAAAGCGCCAGAUGCAUCUGCAGCAGAGCGUCAGAGUGUAAUUCAGUUUGGAGGCGAGAAUGAUUUCUGGGAAACAGGCUGAUAUGUGAGCCUUUCUUUCUGAUAGACCAGCGAAUAUGCCCCACAGCACUGCUCUAACACUCCAGCACCAUUUGUGGCUGAAGCCAAGAUUGCCGAAUGCUUGGAUUGUACCAUCUUUGUUAAUCAGACUGUUUUUGAGCUAUACCACAACAAGGAGAGGUGACCUCUGAAUUUUCAGAAACCAAAACUAACAGUGCACCAUCUAUCAUAUGAGAGGACCAAGUGUCACAGGGUUGCUAGUCUCUGAAAGCCCCAUCUACAGUACUUACUAACACAUCCAUUGCGCAGCUGCACUGAUUGGCUGACAUAUCAGGUGCUGUACCCUGCAGCCUAUACGUUUUUUGUUUGGGACCCAACUGCAGAAAGCACACUGGGAACCCUGCACUGUUUGUUUCUGUUCUCAGUCCCUGGUCAACCUAGGAUAGGUUUGGAUUUAUGUUCAGUGUACGUAGGUUCUUCUGUGUUCAUGAGCUGACUCCUUACAGCGCUCAGCACUUUAUCAUCUUCUCUUCAGAGCUUUACACACUGCUGAAAGAGUUUUGAGCAAUAGCAUGUGUGAACAGUAUAAAAUCUAUAAAUAUAUAUAUAUAUAUUAUAUCUAUAUGGGGAAGGGAUGUGACUACCAGAUUUAUUUUAGUUCUUUUAACCCAUGCUAAUCUUUGCACUAUUGCUGCCCCAUAACAACCUCCCUUUGGGUAGAAGGGGCCUGGGUGUCUGCUCAGGGUAUAUUUAUGUGUAUAUGUGUUCAUAUCCAUAACGUUAUAUCUCAGGCUAGGUACUGUUUGCCAUGCAGAGGCAGACACAUUGUUUUAUGCCAAAGAAAUUCCUCCUUUUUGAAUAUACAUUUUGCCCAUGUGGAAAAUAUAAUUUCCCAUCUCCUAAUGCAAGUACAUUUUGCGCUUUUUGAAAAGAGAAACAUUGAGUACUGAAUCAGUAGGCUCUUUUGUCUGUCAUGAUCAUAAUGUACAGAUAGACAGCUGCAGGGCUGCUAGUCAUUAGCUGCAGUACCACUAUUUAGACUAAUACUAACUGACAUUUGCAUAAGAAAACCUAUAGGAAGCAGCUGGUUUCAUACAAAACAGCAUCUUCGUUACCUCUGCUACACCUAGUAGACAUUGCUUCCUUUUCUUUCUUGGUCUCCUAAAUGCUGGGGAAUCUCGCUGUCUGCUUUUAAGUGCAAUGUAUGUGUUAUUUUUUUCUUUGAGCCUUACACACCAAUAUUACAUUGUUGGUAGUUAAGAUAUUACGUUAUGUAUUGGUGGCAGAUGUGCAAAUCUUGAAUGUUAUGAUAAACCUUUGGGUUACGGGACCGUUAAUAUGAACCUCUCACAGUGCCAGUCCAUUCAGCAAAUGGUCAUCCUUUCAUCCAGGCCAUAUCGGAAUGCCGGCAAUCAAAAGAUCUCCAAGUUGGCUAUUUACUUUGAGUUUUUUAUGUAUCAUUUGUUUUGCAACGUAAAUUAUUUAAAAUACUGUACCCGGUGUUACAUGUGCAUGUUACCACAUUGGUAUUUGUGACUGACUAAGGGUCAUUUAUGAAAGUGCAAAGAACUGUUUCUGUGCCUCUGCACUUUUUUUUAUGUAACAGUGAGUGUACACAGUCAAAUGGUCAUCUUUGAGGUUGCCAAGUAGUUGUCCUCUUUAGACAUAUUGGAUUGUUUUUGUUGAGUACUGUGUAUCUGUACACUAAAGUGGAUGAAAUCAUUUAGGGCCCAUUCCCACCAUGUGUUGGGCUAUACUGGGCAGCCUUGCCUGAUGCAAAGACCAGGCAUUUUGCCAUGUCUCCUUUGUGCUCACUUUGAAGCACCAUUCUGUGUUGGUGUACGCUAAGAAAAUAAAGUCCAUGCAGUAAUUUUUUUUCAGAGUAGCGUGCUGCAAUGCAGCAUCCUGUUUCGCUGAACGAAGAUGAUUGGAAUGUCAGUGAAAAGAAAAAUAGGUAAACUGUGCAAUGCGCUGUAAUUGUUCCCUUUUAAAAUGCAUGCAUGCAAGCAGCUGCGCAUUAUAGCACACUGCUGGUGCGAUUGGGCCUUUAAAUUCCCACCAUCGCAUGAGCCAGCAACACAAGGUGCCUGUCAUUAUCUGUUUUAGAAAAUAAGACAACCUUCUUGUGCCAGAGAGCCCCUGGACUAGCGCAGACACAUCAGGAAUUCAAUCCACCUAGCUACUGUAUUUUACAAUCCCAUGAGGAAGCCCCUGCAAGCAAUACAGGACUUUAGCAUUGAUUUGUGGGAUAGCAGUGGGGGAUUUGCACAGACCUUUGAGGGACCUGGGCGAUUCCCAGAAUGCUUUGGUCCAGGUUUGGUGAGUUGUUUGGCAGCAUUUACAGGUUAUUGAGCAAUACAAAUCAAUCUGUAUCCUUCCAAACUUUCAAAAAAAUCUAUCUCUCUCGCUCUCUCUCUGAAAAUAAUAUCAAAGAUAACGAUAUUUAACAUACUAUUAUGAACAUUUUUUUUUUUUUUUUACUGGACUUCCACUUUAAUGUUAUCACCACCAAGCCCACCUUUGAGAAGAGACUGUGGGAGACCGGUGCAAAGGUGGAGGGAGCCUGCUGGUGCAAAGAAUAAGGAAAAUAUCCAUCUUAUUCCUCUACCCCUAGACUUAGCAUUUUAAACCUUGUAGUAAGGGGAGGCCCUACUGCAAAGGUAAUUUUUUUCCUGUUGCCCGAGUUGGGCUUUGAAUAACCUACAACUGAACUUCAAACUAGGCUAAAUUAAUGUUUAUAAACCACUCUAACUUCUCGUUUUUGUCUGCUGGUUAAAAUGUAUAACAUUUUAUUUAUUACCUUAUUUAAAAAAAAAUCAGCAUCUGCUUUAUUUUUAUAUCAUUUUGUUAUUGUAUGGUUAGGAUUAUAUAAACAUAUUUUUUACUUAAAGUAAAACUUUUGGAGAAGAUUUUAAAAAAUGUUUUUUUCUGUGACCUUUUUAGUACACCUAAAAAUAUUUUAUAAUGUUUCUGUUUGCUUUUAUGCACCACAAAUUACUAACAAAAAGCUUAAAGUAAGUAGGGAGUACAACUGUAUGUUUUUUUUUUUGUUUUGUAAAUAGUUUUUAUUAGCAUGACUGUGUAGCUUAGUAUAGUCCUCUAAAUACACUUACCUUUUCUCAAGAAUGUGGAAUAAGGGGCCAAAAAAGAACAAAUUCUGGCUGUUUUAAUGUGAAAUGUUGCUUGGUUCCAUAAGGGAAUUUCAUCAAUAUCUGACUUUGUAGUCCUGCAUUGCCAUUUCUAAUGCAAUGCAGUUUUUUUGAACUUCCCAAAUGCACUUGAGAGCAUCCUUCUUUUAUGAGGCCAGUGUAAAAAACUGGCUUGUGAGCAGUCCUUUAUGGAGAAUGCACACUAAUCUUAAAAUUCAAAGCACUUCCAGCUGAUUCUUUGCAGUUUCAUACAAUGACCCUUACAUUUUGUUAGUAUAUUGUUUUGUUGUAUUGCUAUACCUAAAUGGCAGAUGAACAGUUUUAACAAAAGGCUUAUUUAAAAACAGUACAAAGAGCUUUGAUAUGCAGUAACCCCCAGCAUCCCAUCAUUGGCUGGUAAAGGUUUAAAGUGCAUAAUUGCUUUUUUUUUUACUAUGCAAAGCCCAUAGUGUAACUUCUUCUGCCAGCUGGUCUCCAGUAGUGUUCUUCAGUAAUGCAGUGAACCAAAGAUUUUUAAAGUGUGAAAGGGUAGAUAACUAUCCAUGUGUAUGUGCCGGAAGGUAAACUAAUGCUUAUCCUUAAUGACUGCCAUUAUGGCCUACACUGUGGAGCAAUACCAUAUUGUGAACACCACUAUGGCAAAUCAUUUUAUGCAAUGUCAUUCAGUGCCUUGCUUUUCUUAUACAAUAUUAGCUAGUGUGCACCACUGCUGGAUGGCGCUCCUCCCAUGUCAUGUGUUUUCUGUGCCCUUUCAAUUUCGUACUGUAUCUCAGGUAUUUUACCCCCUUUAACUGUCAGGGAAUUCUGCAACAUAUUUUGCUGGAAACAAGUGCAUGUGAUCUGGCAUCAAAGGGGUGAAGAGGAGCUGCUGCCCCCUCAGUUCUGUAAGUUUAUUCAUAUGUGUACCCAGUGAGAUCACAUCCCUGGUUUGUGAUUUCUUGGACAGGUUUGCUAUUAAGUUAUUAUGAUGCGUGCGUGCUACUGAUUCUGCAUCCUGCCACGCACGGGUCUCCUAUACUUAUUUAUGACUCUGUAAAAUAUAUAUGUAUACAGUUUUAUUUGGAAGAUGUGCCUUCAACUAAUUCCUACAUUUUCUAUUCGUGACUGAAGGCUGAGUUCACAGCACCUCAGUAAAGUUUUCAUUGAAAAAAAAAAAAAGCAUGUUUCUGGGUCUUUGAUCUGAAAGUGUUUUAUGUCUGAAUACAAUGUAUAACAUGCCAA